Messenger RNA from Monopterus albus (swamp eel), 3475 nucleotides. RefSeq names its product ras homolog family member Ua (gene rhoua). The record is from RefSeq and is a predicted model, not a curated record. Gene Ontology annotation, molecular function: GTPase activity; GTP binding. Lineage: Eukaryota; Metazoa; Chordata; Actinopteri; Synbranchiformes; Synbranchidae. The transcript is spliced from 4 exons. Bases 357 to 1181 code for a protein of 274 amino acids. Gene Ontology annotation, biological process: small GTPase-mediated signal transduction.
CGCGCGGUGAUGUCAUUAGCACGGCUCUCUCUGUCGAUGACUGGACAGACACUGACUGUUACCAGCGGACAGCUAGCGGCAGUGGAAUCGGUACUCUUUUAAUCAGACUUAACUUCAUAUUUUAAUGAGCCAUGAAAUUUAAAACAGACCCGGCCUCAGUCCUGGGCUGUGCCAGUUGAACAGAUGUACACAUUUUGUAUAAUUUAACCAUGGAAACUAAAAGAAAGCGGACAGCAGCGACAACAAAGUCAGUUGACACAAACGGCUCUGGAACUCGGCAGAUAACGGAAGAAUGGACGAUGUGAAAACUGGACCAAACCGGGACUGAAUUUCCUCACCGGGUCUCCCCCUGCUCUAUGUCACCCUCCUCUCCCUGCCAGAUGCCUCCGCGGGGCGAUGGUGGCUAUAAGCCGGCACCAGUAUCCCCUGCUCCGCCUGUCCCACCGAGGAGAGUCCGGAGCGGGGACACGGGCUCCGGCAGGACGCAGCUGUCCGGGGCAGGAGCAGCGGGAGGCAGGGCAGCGGAGAGACGUGUGAAGUGUGUGCUGGUGGGGGACGGAGCUGUGGGGAAAACCAGCCUGGUGGUCAGCUACACCACCAACGGGUAUCCCACCGAGUAUGUCCCGACCGCGUUUGACAACUUCUCAGCGGUGGUGUCAGUGGAUGGGCAGCCGGUCAAACUACAGCUUUGUGACACAGCUGGACAGGAUGAGUUUGACAAGCUGCGUCCUCUGUGUUACACCAGUGCAGAUGUGUUCCUGCUGUGCUUUAGUGUCGUCAGUCCGGCCUCUUUCCAGAACGUUCCUGAGAAGUGGGUCCCAGAGAUCCGGAGACACGCCCCCAUCACUCCCCUUGUCCUCGUUGGGACGCAGUGUGACCUCCGAGAGGAUGUCAAGGUUCUCAUUGACCUGGCUAAGUACCGGGAGCAGCCUGUGGACCCAGCAGACGCUUGGGACUGUGCGAUGGAGAUUGGGGCUGUGGCCUACAUGGACUGCUCUUCCCUUACCCAAAAAAAUCUUAAGGAAGUAUUUGACACAGCCAUACUGGCCAGCCUGCAGGACCACAACUCCCAUAAACACCCAAGAGGGAAACAAAAACAACGGAAAAAGCACAGGCAGACACCGAACAAGAUGAAGAGUCUGUCAAAGUCAUGGUGGAAGAGGUACUGCUGCGUGGCCUAGAGCAGAGCUGCAACUGGUUUGGGGCUUGCUGUCAGCGAGGCGUUAAUGCUCUGAUCCUGGUCUGGAUUCACCUGGGUUUGGGCUCUACCUGAACUCCCCUUCAGUUCGGGUUUCUCUCUAACAGAGCCUGAUGUUGAGAAGGACCUCAAGUGUAGCUGAGAACCAAAGUAUGACUUCAUGAAUCUAAAAUGUUUUAGUCUGGGCAUGGAUGAGAGUUGCUACUGAGCCCAGCAUGGAUCUAGCAGAACCUGCCCUGUUUCCAAGAAUGAAACAGGGAUUUUUGUGCUUACGUGUCCCUUCUUCUAAGAUGGUUUUAAUCCUAGCCUGCCUCCAGUGUGAGCUCUGCGCAGGAGAAGGUGCUCCUGCCUCUCCUGAUGAACCAGGACUUCGUGUGACUAGACCACCUCUAAGUCAUGGUGGUUGUAAUCGGGUUGUGUAGACAGGUUUAGGUUUGAACAGAAUCAGAAAAAGUCUAUUUUAACACAUUCAUUACAACUCUCUUUAGUCUGGUGCUCUGGUUAAACUUUACCACUCCAAGUAUGGGCUUGUGUAGUUUUAUAGCCUGCUGUUGUUAGCAACAUAAAUUUAACGGCAACUAAACUUUGUGAUUUAGUCUGGUUUCCAGUAUUCAUUAUUAGAAAGAACUGUUGACUGAAAUAGAGUGGUUCAGACCAAACCUCAUUGUUAUUUACAUGCUGUAGAACUAAUUCUGGAUUUUCUGACCCAGACCUCAUUAUUGUAUAACUAGACAUGGUUUAAGUCCAAAAUUAGUCAACAAAUACAGCCUGUAAUUCAUUUUAAUAGUGCUUUUUUAAAAUGGCGUCAUUGCUAUUCUAAUGGUCACAUGCAGAGUUUACUGUGGUGCAGCCUGUGUAUCUAAUAUGGAACCUGGAUCUUAGACUCGGUCUAGAUCUGGUUGGGUUUAUAGGGUUUUUGUUUGAAUAUCGGUGUGAUGAAACACACAAGCAUCGUUGGGUAAGAGCAGGUUCUAUCUUUACUCAGGAAAACACAACACUGCAUGUAGGAAUCAGUGACCUACUUCAGGCUUCCACUGGUAGCUGUGCUAGUUGACCUUGACCUUAAUGGGGAAUGUUUUUCCUCCUAUCUGUUGUCAUGUUGUUCCACAAGCCACAACCCGGCUCAGUGUGGUAGCCAGGUGACUGCUCUGGAGCCCUUUCCCCAUGCAAAUGAAGAAUUCAUUAUAAAUGUGAAUUUGAAAGUCUUAUCCUGUUAACCUGUAACUAACCCAAGCUGUAUAAACUGCAAGGCAGGAAAACACUUUAUGUGGGUUUCAGAUAAUAGUACUGCUUGAGGCACGUUUGACUUAUCUUUCCACAGGCUUAAAUAUCUUUAGGUGUAAGCACCGAUCAGAAUUAGAUCAACCAAGUGCCCUUUGUGUGUGUUUAAAUUUACAGAAUGGAUUCAGCUGUGGAGAAUGGAGUACGUUUGUAGCUAUAAAAUUAUUCUGGGCAAAGUGAAAUAAUUAACAAAUCAGAUUUAGUUUCCUGGCUUUUCAAUGCAGUUGUGUAUCUAAGACUGUGAAGUUUGAAUUGUGUACACAUUGAGUGAAAUUUGCUCCUUGUAGUUAUAGUUUGGUUCAUUAUUCUUGUUACUCUGUAAAUUAUGAUCUUCUGCUUUAUUUCAGUGGUAACCAUCGUUCGUUUCUACCAUUCUGCCCCCACGCUGCUUUAAUACUGCACAGACAUCCAUUGUCCACCCUCUGUAUGCUCUGUUAGCUCUGCAGCCUCUCUCCAAUAGAUUACGUUUUAUAGUUUGUAAAGCAGAAAUUAAAAGGCAAACUAAAAAAACAAAAUGUGUGGCUGUUAAACACUCUUCUGCCACAUCUCCCUUUGUACAUUGUAGCUACUAAAACACAACCAAAACCCAGUCAUUUGAAACAAUUUCUCUAGAGCACCUACAUCUGAAUGGCUCAUUGUAUUAGACUGACUGUAGCAGAAGGCAACGUCUCGAAGCAGAUCUGUUGUGCUGUAGUGUAUAUGCAACAAAAUCAUUCAUAUCGAUCGGACAUAAACACAAACAAGAAUUUUCACACUUGCAUUUCCAUGCAUCACUUGCAUAAACCAUGGCCUAAACUCAUCUAGAGGCAAGUUAAAUCUUUGUCAUGUGUGCAAACCCAGAGUGUACCCAUGUCACAACAUUUCACUUAACAACUAAUAAAUUGCUCUUUUUUUCUGUUUUAUUCUAAGUGAUUCACACCAAUGAUCUUAACUCCAUGUUUCUGAUAAUAUCCCUAAAAAGUCAUCUGUAACUACAUUAAAGUAGGCUUUAGUAAA